Molecule: messenger RNA, 2301 nt
Organism: Drosophila obscura
Lineage: Eukaryota; Metazoa; Arthropoda; Insecta; Diptera; Drosophilidae
Product: CWF19-like protein 2 homolog
Exons: 3
Coding region: 74-2248 (724 amino acids)
Biological process (GO): mRNA splicing, via spliceosome
Cellular component (GO): post-mRNA release spliceosomal complex
Source: RefSeq, a predicted model, not a curated record
UCACACUGCCCACCAGUGGGUGGCUAUAAACAAUUAAUUAAAAUAUCAAAAAACGUAUACAAAUUUAAACGCAAUGAGCUACAUCCAAUUUGAAAGUGGCAGCGACAAGGAGAAGGCUCGCCAGCAGAUACGGGAGGCCCGUGCCGAGAUGCUGGAACAGGCCAAGGAGCGAGCCGGUCUUAUCAAGAAGCAGCAGCUUCAAAGGGAAUUGCGGGGCGAAAGCGAUUGGAUGCUGCCAGCCGUGGCCAAGAAACUGGAGAAGCCCCCAAGUGCCUUAUCGAAAAAGGCCAAGAAGACGAAGAAAGGAAAGCAAAAAUCAAAGUCCAAGUCCUCGAAAGUAAAGAAAUCUUCGAAGAAAAAGAGCAGGAAGGCCCAGAGCAGCAGUGACAGCGAUAGUGACAGUGACAGCGACUGCUCGAGCUCUAGUUCCUCCUCCUCCUCGUCCUCAUCCAGCGAAGAUGAGAAGCAGCGCAGGAAUCGCAGGAAGAAGCAAAAGUCCAAAAGGAGCCACAAAAAAGGUAGCCACAGCGAAGAUGAGUGGGUGGAACGCGCUCCCGUUGUGGCUAAGGCCGAAGACAAGGGUAAGGUUGAGGAUACACCAGUGGUGCGCGACACUUGGAUGACCAGUGACGACCUUCUGCUGAAAACCUUCUCCAGAGUACGCAAGGAGCCAACCAAGCCAAACGACAAGCUACAACAGAUCGAUGCCUACGAUCCGGCCAAGAGCGGACGCGAGCUCAAUCCCUACUGGAAGAGCAAUGGCACAGGCCUGCCCGGCUUCCAGAAGCCACAGGACGAUGAUGAACACGAGACAGAGUCACAUUCUUACAGCUCCGCACAGAGCUCCUCGGCACGAGGCUGGCAGAAGCCUUCAUCCAAGACGCAUUGCCACAGUCCCUCCGCGCCGAGAAGACGCAAAUCUACGUCAGAAAGUGCCUCAUCUGAUGAAGAGCCCGCGGACAAGGCUGCCCAGCCUGCCCUGGCCGCCUGCCUAACGGAUGAGCAAAUCAAUGAGUUGGCUGGUAAAGCCAUCAAAGCAGAGAUCAUGGGCAAUACGGAGCGUGCAGCUGAACUCAACCAGCAGUUGGCAGAAGAACGAAAAAAACGCGUCGAUUUCCUGGCCAGCGGCAACAAACCUCCCAAGACAGCCACCCAGCCAAAGAAAUCCAAGGCAUCAUCAACCUCAUCCUCGGAGCAUGUGCUGCUCACCAAAACCGAUCAAUGCGGCAAUGUGCGCCCCCUGGUGCAGGCCGCGACUGGCACGACAGAUCCCAACGCGCUCUAUGGCGGCCGCCGGGGUCAGAAACGCAGCAACAAGAAGGUCGACACCCAUGUGGAUGGCCAACGGGUGAGAUACUUUGCCGACGACGAUCGCUACGACAUCAAGCAGAUGUUUGAGCGCGAGAAGCAUGCAACGGCCGCCGAAUCGAACCUGCAGUACGCCGACAUUGUGUCCAAGCACAAGAACCCCAACGAUGACCUGGAGGACAUAUUUGCGGACAAAGUGCGCAAGAAUAUCUCGGAGGCCGAUGCCGAAAAACGGGAGCUGCAAAGUGCCAUACGGGAGGCGAAUCGGCUGGAGACGAGCCUGACAAAUUGUGAACGCUGCUUUGACUCGCCAAAGCUGGAAAAGCAGCUGAUGGUGUCGAUGGGGAAGAUAAUCUACCUGAGCCUGCCCUGGCAUGUGGGUCUGCAGAAUGGCCACUGCAUUCUGACUACCCUGCAGCACGUCUCCUGCUCGACGCAGCUCGACGAGGAUGGUUGGGAGGAGCUGAACGAGUUCCGAAAGGCCCUUACCCGUAUGUUUGCCGCCCAGCGCAAGGAUGUGAUAUUCUAUGAGAUUGCCAACAAGCUGCACAGGCGACCGCAUAUCAGUGUGCAUUGCAUACCCAUACCCGACAGCCAGGGUGAGAUGGCGCCCUUCUACUUCAAGAAGGCCAUCGAGGAGUCCGAGCAGGAGUGGUGCAUCAACAAGCAGCUGGUGUCGCUGCGUCACAAAUCGCUGAGAGCAGUCAUACCCAAGGGCCUGCCAUACGUCUGGGUGCACUUUGGCAUGGACUCGGGCUUCGCCCACGUCAUCGAGGAUGAGGAUCGUUUCCCAGCGAAUUUUGCCCAGGAAAUUAUUGGCGGAAUGCUUGAACUGAAUCCAAGCACUUGGCGCAAGCCGCGAAAGGAGCAGCAGUCCAUUGUAAAAGUGAAGUCGUUUGCAGAAGGCUGGAAAAAAUUCGAUUGUACCGAGGAAGCUUAAGCCGGCAGACAAACAUUUAACGUCCGUUUACUCAUUACAUACAUAUGUUGACA